UUGAAGGGGAUGUUUUAAAUUCUUAUUUUGUUCUUUCUAUAUUUGCUUCCAUACAGACCCAUGGAAGAGGGAAAUCAGUCUGAAAUUUCAGAGUUCAUACUUUUGGGUCUUUCAGACCAGCCAGAACAACAGAGACUCCUGUUCUGCCUAUUCCUCUUUAUGUACCUGAUCACAGGGCUGGGAAACCUACUCAUUAUUCUGGCUAUUAGCUCUGAUCCCCACCUCCAUACGCCCAUGUAUUUCUUCCUCAGUAACUUGUCCCUGGUUGACAUAGGCUUCACUUCCACUACCAUUCCCAAGAUGCUAAAUAAUCAUAUAUCCAGGAACAGAACAAUCCCUUAUGCUGGGUGCCUCACACAAGCAUUCUUCUUCAUUUGGUUUGGGGGGAUUGAUAGUGUCCUCCUCACUGCCAUGGCUUAUGACCGCUAUGUGGCUAUUUGUAACCCACUAUACUAUAAUACAGUCAUGACUCCAAAGGUUUGUGCCUUUCUAAUACUAAUAUCUUGGUCUUGGGCCUGUGGCAAUGCUCUGACAGAGACCCUCUUGCUGACCCAACUUUCCUUCUGUGGCUACAGUGAAAUUCCUCAUUUUUUCUGUGACCUCAGUGCCCUGCUAAAGUUAGCCUGCUCAGAUACCUUUAUCAAUAACUUAGUAGUUAACACAGUGGGAGCACUGAUAGUAUUUCUGCCCUUCACUGGAAUCCUCAUCUCCUAUGCUCACAUUUUCAUGGCUGUAAUGAAGAUCUCCUCUGUGAGUGGGAAGCAGAAAGUUUUCUUCACCUGUGGAUCCCACCUCACUGUGGUCUGUCUCUUCUAUGGGACAGUCAUUGGGGUAUACUUCAGCCCUACAUCCAUCCACACAACCCAACAAGAUAUAGCAGCCACUGUGAUGUACACUGUGGUCACCCCCAUGCUGAAUCCUUUUAUCUACAGCCUAAGGAACAAGGACAUGAAAAGAGCCUUGAGGAUGCUUAUCCCUAGGAAACUGAGAUUUAUUAUAAGACUAUGAGAUAUCUUUCUGAGCUUCAGACAACAAUCCCAAUUCCGUGAGAGAAAGUUGGCAAGGAGUCUUCUCUAAUGUCACACAAAGUCAAUAAGUUCCUAUCCCGACCUUCUGAGAUGAUGGGUAAAGAACUGGACCAGUUGUCAGGAUUUCUAGUUCUAGUGCUUUUCUACUGAGGUAAUUGUGGUUAUCUAGUGAAUCACACUGUGAUCAUUUAAUGAUUCAAUUCUGUAUCGAGCUCAGUUGUGGGUCUAGUCCAAUUUCUUAUGAGAAAACUGUAUUUAGUUAUGGAAAUUGUGGGAAAAUGUUACUGCAUUAUUUAAACCUAGCAUCACAUGACUGGGAAGCUGGACUACCUUUAUCUAUCUACCUUUUGUUCAAAAACCCUUAACUAAGGAUGCAGGUUACACUGACCAGAAACCAAGCCAGAUCUAAAACUGAUGUAAGAAGUUUUCUCACCAUUUUACAUGUCAAGCAAUCCAUGUAUCUUGUCUGAAAACUAGCCCCAUGUUGAUCAGUCAAUUGCAGUUUCCAUGUUCCUUUCAAUGAAUCUAGAUACUUGUGGGGGAGCAAGACAUCUCUUUAUCUAAUUUAAGGAAAUUGGAUCUGUUUAAUUUACUCCUCCCUUCUUCAGACACAUUUCAGACUC
Messenger RNA from Sarcophilus harrisii (Tasmanian devil), 1651 nucleotides. RefSeq names its product olfactory receptor 1361-like. Gene Ontology annotation, molecular function: G protein-coupled receptor activity; olfactory receptor activity. Gene Ontology annotation, biological process: G protein-coupled receptor signaling pathway. Bases 61 to 1008 code for a protein of 315 amino acids. Gene Ontology annotation, cellular component: membrane. The record is from RefSeq and is a predicted model, not a curated record. NCBI's taxonomy places the organism in Eukaryota, Metazoa, Chordata, Mammalia, Dasyuromorphia, Dasyuridae. The transcript has a single exon.